This is a messenger RNA of Electrophorus electricus (electric eel), 1907 nucleotides long. Its product is annotated as laminin subunit alpha-2-like. NCBI's taxonomy places the organism in Eukaryota, Metazoa, Chordata, Actinopteri, Gymnotiformes, Gymnotidae. The record is from RefSeq and is a predicted model, not a curated record.
GUAACUGUGCCAUUUCUGUCAAUCAAACAGCCCAGUGGACUUUUCUCAUCCAGUGGCUUUUGAGAAUGCUGAAAUUGGGCAGUGUCCUGACUUUGCCCUGCCCCCUCCCCCACCUGACAAGGAAGAGGAGGAAGAUGAGGAUGAGGAUGAGGAAAAGGGACAACCCAAACUGGAACACGUAGCCCCACCCAUGGAGACUGUUAGGAUACUACCUUCACCUUCCACGGCCCCGCCCCCUGCUGAGGUCAGCCCCCUUUCUGAGGUGCCCGAUGUCAAUCAAAAAGCGGUCCAGUGUGCGGCAGAGGCGGAGCCUGUGGUCUUGGAAUUAGCAAAGCAGUUUGGCCUGUCACGGAACAGUCACUUGGCGUUCGAGUUCGACGACAAGAAAGUGAAAAACAGCCUGCUGGUUGAGUUCGAGCUGAAGACCCAGGCAGACUCAGGCUUGGCGUUCUACAUGGCGCGGGUGAACCACGCCGACUUUGCCACGGUUCAGGUGAGAGAGGGCAUGGCCCACCUCAGCUUCGACCUGGGCAGCGGAAACACGUCCGUCAGCGUCCCGCGCAUCAUCAACGAUGCCCACUGGCACAAGAUACGAGUAUGGCGGGAUAAGCAGCGAAGUAUCCUGACUGUGGACGGCCGGUACUCCAAACACACUGUCAGUCCUAAGAAAGCCGAUAUCCUGGAUGUAGUUGGGAUGCUGUAUGUUGGAGGACUUCCACUGAACUACACCACCAAACGCAUUGGACCGGUGGUGUACAGCAUCGAUGGCUGUAUCAGAAACUUCCGGAUGCAGAAUAGGUCAGUAGACAUGGAGAACCCGGUCUCAAGCUACCGGGUGGGGUCGUGUUUCGCCAACCCUCAGCCUGGCUCCUACUUCGAUGGCACUGGAUACGCUAAAGCAGUGGCCACAUACAGAGUAGGUAACGACAUGUCAGUAGAUCUGGAGUUCCGCACAAGCAGUAGCAGCGGAGUUCUACUGGCCAUCAGCAGUCAGAAGAUGGAUGGCGUGGGCAUCGAACUGAACAACGGCAGGCUCCUGUUCCAUGCUGAUAACGGAGUGGGCCGCGUCUCAGCUGCCCACCAACCUGAUGAGGAGGCGGGGCUUUGUGACGGACAGUGGCAUUCUGUCACCGCCCACAAGCUGAAGCACCGCCUGGAACUGAUCGUCGAUGGCAAGAAGUCAGAGGCAGCGAGCCCAGAUGCCCGCUCUGCCUCCGCCGACACCAAUGACCCUGUCUAUGUGGGAGGAUACCCCGAGGGCUUAAAGCAGUUUGGCCUGACCAUCAGCACCUCGUUUAAAGGCUGUAUGAGGAACGUGAAACUCACUAAAGCAGGAAAGGUCCUGGAGGUUCAGCUGAACAAAGCACUGGACCUCAAAGGAGUCCAGCCUCUCACCUGUCCCACUGUAUAGUUACACACACACACAUCACACACAUCAGUGCACAUACACAGACACACACACACACACACACACUCACACACACAUUGACAUAUACACAUACAUAGACGCACACACGUAUAUAAAGUCUCACAUAUCUUGUUAAUUCAAUAUCAUAUGUGAUGUUCUGGUGACAUGACUAUGAAUCGAAAAAAAGAAUCAAAUGAAGACCCUUACCAAAGAUUCAUUUUGAAUGUCCUCGCUGAUAUCCAUCACCACAGCAACAAAAGUGGCAUGGCCCUCCUCUUCUGUUGGCUCAGUGGGCUAACCAGCAACAGGAAGAAGUGAUGUGUGUAAGCGGACUGUUGGAGAGACUCUGUCACCUUUAGGUCCGACUCCAGUCACGGAUGGUACCAUAUACCUCCAUCGCUGUUUCAAACAUACGUCCAUUCCUGGGUUGCAAUUAGAUUAAUUAAAUAAUUACACACAUUUAAUGCACCCCUAAAAUAAAAUGUUUAUUUAACCUUGA